GGAAAGAGGCUCCGCUGCUGGCCCUUUAAGAGCUGAGCCUAGAUCUCACAGUUUACAGCGAGGGAGGGAGAAGAGGAGGGACACAGGCAGAGAGAGAGAGUGAGGGAGGGUGUAAGGCUGAAAGUGUGUGAGUAGAGAGACAGAGAGGAACACAGAGAGAGAAAGAGAGAGAGAGAGAGAAUCAGCAGUGUGUGUGAGAGGUUGAAGGAUCACUUCUAUCCCGUCUUGUUUUGGGGAGACUAACCUUGUUCAUCCGAGCAUUGUGGGACUGUUUUAUGUUGUUGUUGACGAGAGACGCGGACCCUUACUCCAGCAUGCUCACUGAGCCUGAGCUACCUCAGGAGUGUAACAGGAUGUCUUCCAAGCGACCAGCCUCUCCAUAUGGGGGGACAGAUGGAGAGGUAACCAUGACAACCAGCAGACAGCGAAUGGAUGAUGAGGAUAGUGAGGGACCGGGCGGUGUCAUCCACCUGCCCCUGGCCUCCUACUGCGGCAAGGUGUCCCCUCGCUCGCCCCACAACCGCAACUUGGACAGCCCCCCCACAUGGAGCAGGAUGGCAUUAAGCGGAAGCUCUCUGAGUCCUUACCCCCAGCACAAUGCUACCUCACCGGGUAAAGAGGAUGGCGGAGGGCGGCCCUGCAGCGAUGGGGGCUUGGCCGCGGGUACCCUCGGGACCCCAGAGAGACGCAAGGGCAGCCUGGCAGACGUGGUGGACACACUGAAACAACGCAAGAUGGAGCAGCUGAUCAAGAACGAGCCAGAAGAGGCCCCCAGCAUUGAGAGGCUGUUGUCAAAGGACUGGAAGGAUAAACUUUUGGCCAUGGGCUCAGGGCACAUCGGAGAAAUUAAAGGUACCGCAGACAGCCUGGCGGAGAAAGAGCGCCAACUCAUGGGCAUGAUUGGACAGUUGAGCAGCCUGAGGGAGCAGCUCCUGGCGGCCCAUGAGGAUCAGAAGAAACUGGCCGCCUCGCAGAUGGAGAAGCAGAGGCAGCAGAUGGAGCUGGCCAAGCAGCAGCAGGACCAGAUUGCCCGGCAACAGCAGCAGCUUCUGCAGCAGCAACACAAAAUCAACCUCCUGCAGCAACAAAUCCAGCAGGUCCAGGGCCAACUCCCUCCGCUGAUGAUUCCCGUUUUCCCUCCGGACCAGAGGACUCUGGCGGCGGCUGCAGCCCAGCAAGGCUUCCUAAUGCCCUCUGGCUUCAGCUACAAGCCUGGCUGCAGUGACCCCUACCCUCUCCAGCUCAUCCCCACAACUAUGGCUGCUGCUGCUGCUGCCGCUGCCGCCACACCAGGCCUGGGACCCCUACAGCUACAGCAGUUGUACGCAGCUCAGCUGGCAGCCAUGCAGGUUUCCCCAGGCGGCAAGCAGCACGGAGGAAGCCUGCCACCCCAAGGCAACCUGCGCACACACUCCCCGCCCACCAACAUGCACUCACAGAGCGAAAAGGGCCGCAACUCCCCGCUACCAAACAAGGCCAAGGACAGUGAGGGUGCACAGCCACUGAACCUGUCGGCCAAGCCUAAGGCAUCCGAGAGCAAGUCACCCAACUCCCCCCCAACUUCCCCACAGGUCGCUGCUGCUGCUGCUGCCGCCAAGCUGGGCCCUGCCAUGAAGCACAGCAUCGCCGCCUCCAGCAUCGGAGGUCCACCGACCAGAGUCAGCUCGAUAGCAGACUUGUUGUCGUCACUGUCCACGACCGCCUACCUGAAUGACCAUGAGGCGGUGACCAAGGCCUUCGCCGAGGCCCGGCAGAUGAAGGAGCAGCUGAAGAGAGAGCAGCAGGUCCUGGACGCCAAGGUCGCCGCCGUCAGCAACCUCAGCCUCAACAAUGGACGCUCGGACAAGGACAAGGCUGCCUUGGAGAGUCUGAGUCAACAGCUGAAGCAGCAGGCGGAGGACAAGUUCAGCCACGCCAUGCUGGACUUCACCAUGAGCGGAGACUCUGACGGCUCCCCCAGCGUGUCAGACUCCAGAAUAUUUCGGGAGGCUCGGGGUCGCGGCACCGCCGAGCCUCACAUCAAGCGGCCGAUGAACGCCUUCAUGGUUUGGGCCAAGGACGAGAGGAGAAAGAUUCUCCAGGCCUUCCCCGACAUGCACAACUCCAACAUCAGCAAGAUCCUCGGCUCACGCUGGAAAGCCAUGACCAACCUGGAGAAGCAGCCCUACUACGAGGAGCAGGCUCGCCUCAGCAAGCAGCAUCUGGAGAAAUACCCAGACUACAAGUACAAGCCGCGACCCAAACGCACCUGCCUGGUGGACGGCAAGAAGCUGCGCAUCGGCGAGUACAAGGCCAUCAUGAGGUCCCGCAGACAGGAGAUGAGACAAUACUUCAGUGUGGGGCAGCAGGGCCAGAUGCCCUUGUCCUCUGCAGGCGUGGUUUACCCAGGUGCCCUGUCCAUGGCGGGAAUACCCUCACCACAGAUGCCCUCUGAGCACUCUAGCAUGUCCAGCAGCCCCGAGCCAAACGCCAACCACCACCAGAACCCCCACAUGGCCGGCCUGAAGGAGGAGCCACGAAUCAAGCAGGAGGAGCUGCGGCUGGACGACAGCAACGGCGACGUGUACGACGACUUCGAAUACGAGGACGAAGAGGCAGAUUACACCAGCGAUAAUGAGAACCGUAUCACGCAAUAGGAAGGCGUGACAGCCGCCUAAUUAUAAGCCAAUCACAGCUGGUUAAUCCCACACAAUCCCAAAACCCUCCAAUCAGGAAGAAAACUUUCUCUUUUUGCCAAUCACCUUGUGUCCCAAUGUCACCACACCCGCCCCCCUCUCCCCCUCCUGACUUACAUGGACUCUUCUAACAGAGCCGAGGCCCUCCCACUGGAGUCCUGAUACCAGCAUCUGAUCAAUCAACUGAAGCACAGGACCUGUCACUCACACUGACUGUUACACUAACUGGAGUCUGACGACCAAGCCAGCCUCUGAAGCUUGCUGAGGAGUAUUCAAGUACUACUGCAAGAUUAUUGAGUGUAAUACACGAGUGAGGAGAAAUAUAAAUCACACUCAAAAAGCAACCUUUUAGUCCUGCUUGUAGUAAAAGCAGAGCUUUUCAAAUGAAAGACGAAUCAGUGGACCUGUCAAAGGCUAACAGAUGACACUUUAAGAUGGCGGACCUGUUUAUUAUCAAGAGACGCUUUUUUUGUUCUUUGGUUCUAUAAUAUUCUCACUCAGGUACACGGUGCCAAUAAGUGGCUUGUGAAUGUGAUUUGUUGUUUUUGUGCUACAAGUUUGAAUAAUAAUAGAAAAAGAGACAUUUCUUUUUUUCCCUGUUUUGUUGUAAAGCACCUGAAAGAUAUCAGACAUGUUUAUUUUUAACAAAAACAUAUCGUUUCUUCGACCUCGCAGUGUGCUGUCAGCGGUUCUCCCCUUUUUUCUCUGUGUUUUUGUGACUGCCCACUCCCCCCCCCUAAUUGGAAUUCGAUGGGACGGUCCAGCCAGGACUGACCAGUGGACUGUCCCACUUUGAGGGAUUUUCAGGGGGGAGAAGGAGAGUCUCUUUGGGUUCACGGAGCAGAAACUAAAGCACUGUGUUGUGAGACAAUCCACCAGUUUUCUUCUCGCUCCGUCCCUCUAUCUUGAUCUCGUCCAGGGCGAAACAUCAGAACGACUUUGCUCGAGUGUGUGUCGGUGUGUGUACUCAUUUAUUGGCCGUUUGCACCUUUGUGUAAAAUCUCAUUUUCAGUGUUGGAUACAGAAAGACGGGCUGCUGUUAUUUACUGUACCACACACACACACACACACACACACACACACACACACACACACACACACACACACACACACACUUCUGUCCCUCAGUGUUUUCCUGCUCCCUCACACCAACAUCGUGCAGCUGCCCCGGCGGGCUGAGCUGAAGCAGCCAGUCAGUGUUUCUGUUUGUAUUUGAAUACUGUAUUUUAUUAUUUCUCUUCAAACUGCCUCUAGUCUAAUAAUAUUAUUAACAAUAAUUAUAAGGAUGGUCAGCGUUUCCUAAGUUUAGUAAGUUAUGUACAGUAUAAUUUAUUUUUCUCCUCUUUAUGACCAUAUGAAACUAUGACAGUCAAUGAAACAUUAUUCUAUUUAGCUGGUAGGUAUUUAGAUCUAAACAAAAGUUGUCAUUUUUACCUUGCUUUGUUUCGCAUUCUUUUGUUGCGUUCGUUUUGUAUUAAUCCCCCGGACGGGCGGGCGAGUCGACCCCGGCCCCCCUCCGAGCUGAAGACAUAACCUUCUCAUGUCCAAACCCAUUUCUAAAAAGCACUCAGACUUUGAGAAAAAGAAGAACAUGAUUUUUUAUUGUUAUUAUAAUUUUAUUUGUAAUGGUUAUUAUAAUGUAUAAUGUGAAGUUUCCUCUUUUUUUGCCUUUUUUUUUAUUGGAGGGAACAGUUUUAUCACUUUUUGAAACUGUUUCCUGUGAACAAAGAGUCCCGUCCCCGUUUACUAGUCGUGGCCGCCUCACGAGACGCAGUGGAACAUCUUUGGCUUUGAUACACUCACACAUACAUGCACGAACACAAUCACCCACACACCUUUCAAACGAAGAGAUUAUCAUGACAACCAAACGAAUCCUAUGCUGUCCUUUUUUCUGUUUUAUGAAAUCUAGUAUUCUAGAUUUAAAAUCCUGUACAUAUAUAUUUUGUUUGGUGUUUUUUUAAAUCAUAGGAAAGCAGUGUUUACCGUCCAGCAGGAUGUUCCACUGUGUGUGAGACGACCAGACAGUAUCUUUAAAGUCACUUCUCAUCAGGAGCCCUUUGCUUUGUUUGAGCUCCACGCGACGCUACAGGAGCCUUGACUACUCUUCAGGUGUGCUGUCACAUAGUGAUCCCCACAAUCAUCCUCGCUGUAGAUGUUCGCUACAUGCCACAUAAUGAGCCUCUGGGUCUUAAUUUUGCUGUAUAGUCACCCCUGUUAUCACAACAUGGUUUAACCCGAUGCUGGAGAGAGGGGACUAAGUGGAUCAAUCCAUUUCUAGGGUAUCAGGUGGGUGGGGCAUUAAGACGUCAAUCAUCCCUGCUGGCAAGGUCUGACCCCAUAUCAAGACAAUGAAGAUAUUAUUUAAGACAAUCAAUCAAAGUCAUGAGUGGAGCUCAAAACAAAGUAAGAAUUAUUACAAGUAAAAAAAAAUAUCUUACCAUCUCAACUUGAAAAAUCAAGAAAGAUAAUUAUGUAAAUAUAACAUAGAGUUAUAGAUUUAUAUUUUGUUCAUAACACAGUGUAAUAUAAGUUGUAUAUUUCUUUUUUUUUCUCUCCCUACUGUCUCUUUUAUUGAUGUUAUUCAUGCCACAGAAAAGCAGAAGUCGCAGUACUCUCACAAAAAAAUGAAGAAAAAUAUCAAAGAAAUAAAGAAAAACAGGACGAAGAAGAAAAAAAAAAAUCUGUGGGCUGCCACCACCAUCUGUUCUAAGUUCACUUUUUUUUCAGUAUUACUGCCAGACAAGGCUCCAAUAAAGACAGCAAUGUGUUCGGUAAAA
Messenger RNA from Cottoperca gobio, 5452 nucleotides. It is a transcript of the gene sox5, whose product is annotated as SRY-box transcription factor 5. The transcript has 15 exons. Bases 276 to 2636 code for a protein of 786 amino acids. The record is from RefSeq and is a predicted model, not a curated record. NCBI's taxonomy places the organism in Eukaryota, Metazoa, Chordata, Actinopteri, Perciformes, Bovichtidae. Gene Ontology annotation, biological process: regulation of transcription by RNA polymerase II; positive regulation of chondrocyte differentiation; cell fate commitment. Gene Ontology annotation, molecular function: DNA-binding transcription factor activity, RNA polymerase II-specific; RNA polymerase II cis-regulatory region sequence-specific DNA binding. Gene Ontology annotation, cellular component: nucleus.